GAAAAUGCAAAUGGUUGGCUUUGUUCUUCAAACCGGCUUAUGUGGAAGAAACAGGAAGAGUUUACCAGAGGAAAUAGAAAGGAGGAGAAGGAAGAAGAAGAAGAGGAGGAGGAGAAUCAUCCUCAUCAUCAUCAUCAUCAUCAUCAGCAUCAAAUGUCUUUGGAUGCCACAAUCACAAGCCUUUCCUCUCCUCCUCCUCCUCCUCCGCUUUCUGUCGAAAAUGAAGAAGGUUCUGUUCCGCCUUCGACAAAAUCGAAAUCCCCUGGAGGCUGGAGAGCCAUCAAAUACAUUCUUGGUAAUGAAUCAUUUGAGAAGUUGGCUUCGAUGAGCUUGAUAGCUAAUUUGACUCUAUAUCUGCGCUCAAAGUACAACUUGGAGGGCAUAUUUCUAGUCAAUGUGGUUACUAUCUGGUCUGGCUCUUCCAACAUUUCAUCCAUUGCCGGGGCGGUUAUGUCUGAUGCAUAUCUUGGAAGAUUCAUCACUCUUUUCUUAGGCUCCAUAGCCUCUCUCUUGGUUUGUUGUUAAACAGUCUUAGUCUCCUCAUUUCGGAAAAUUUGUAUCAUAAAUAUUAUCACUAAUUCUGCUUCCUUGGAACAGGGGAUGGGUACAAUUACUUUAACUGCAGCAAUACCUAAACUAAGGCCACCACCUUGCCAUGAGCCAUCUAUCUGCGAGGAACCUCAUAAAUGGCAGCUUGGAGUUCUUUUCACAGGUUUAGCUCUCCUGGCCAUUGGUGCAGGUGGGAUUAGGCCUUGCAAUAUCGCCUUCGGCGCUGAUCAAUUCAAUACCAGAACAGAGAAAGGGAAAGCACAUUUGGAGAGCUUCUUCAACUGGUGGUACUUCUCCUUCACUGUUGCCCUCUUGAUCGCGCUCACGGGUGUUGUCUACAUUCAGACUAACAUCAGUUGGGUGAUUGGAUUUGCUAUUCCCACAGCCUGUUUAACCUUCUCAAUCAUCAUCUUCCUGAUUGGUCGCCAUACUUACAUUAUGAAGAAGCCUCAAGGUAGUAUCUUUAUAGACAUGGUUAAGGUGAUCAAUGCAUCUAUAAGGAAAAGCAAGGUAAAUUUGAGAGAAGGUAAUCAUUCCUUCUACAAUAUUCCUCCAAAAGAUGAACAAUUGGAGUCACAAAUGAGUCAGUUUGUGAUGAAGGACAGAUUUAAGUGCCUAGAUAAGGCUGCUGUAAUCAUCAGCUCAAGUGAACUGGAUUCUGAUGGAAUGGCUUUGAAUAGUUGGAGAUUAUGCAGCUUGCAACAAGUGGAACAGUUAAAAUGCCUUGUUGGGAUCCUCCCGGUAUGGUUCUCCGCGAUUGGUUGCUUUGUAGUCAUAGAUCAACAGAACACUUUUGGGAUUCUUCAAGCCAUUCAAAUGAAUGAAUCAGUUGGCAAUUUCAAGAUCCCUCCAGCAUGGAUGGGGAUCACAUCAAUGAUAGCAUUGUCUCUUUGGAUUUUCAUCUACCAACGCCUUUACCUCCCGAAAUCAAGAAAGAUCAUGAAAAAGGACACAAGAAUACAGAUGAAAGAAAAGAUCAGGAUUGGAAUUGUGAUGUCUUUUUUAUGCAUGGUUGCAGCUGGACUUGUCGAGAAAAAAAGGCGAGAACGCGCCUUAAGACACGGCACUCUAGUUUCUCCUCUCAGCAUUGGUUACCUUCUCCCUCAAUUUGUUCUGUCAGGACUAACUGAAGCUUUUGCAGCUGUCGCAAUCAUGGAAUUCUUCACUGUACGAAUGCCAGAGAGCAUGAGAAGCGUCGCAGGCGCCGUGUUUUUCUUGAGCCUGUCGUGUGCCAGCUACCUGAGUUCCCUCAUUGUGAACAUCAUUCACAGUGCAACUUCAAGGAGUGGGAAAUCACCAUGGUUAGGGGGUCAUGACCUAAACAAGAACAGGCUGGAUUAUUACUAUUACAUGAUUGCAACUUUAGGAGCAGUUAAUUUUUUAUACUAUAGCUUCUUUGCCAGCAAAUAUGUAUCUAGUCCUAGAGUGGCUUCAAACACCACUGCAGCUGAAGAGAAUUUGCACUCAGGCAGUAGAAUAAUUUCUAAUGAACCUAACACGAGGGAUGUGGAAAAAGGUUUAGAAACCAGGAAUUCUUAAUGGAUUUUUGGGCAACCAAUAUUAUUUGUAGGUAAUGCAUUAUUUGUGUUAAGUAAUCAGUUACUGAUAUCUGAAUCAGUUUUGCUCCUGUC
Messenger RNA from Oldenlandia corymbosa var. corymbosa, 2180 nucleotides. Lineage: Eukaryota; Viridiplantae; Streptophyta; Magnoliopsida; Gentianales; Rubiaceae. The record is from the annotation of a GenBank genome assembly.